Nerophis lumbriciformis (worm pipefish) is the source of this 2223-nucleotide messenger RNA. The record is from RefSeq and is a predicted model, not a curated record. Lineage: Eukaryota; Metazoa; Chordata; Actinopteri; Syngnathiformes; Syngnathidae.
AUGACGGGUCAGCGCCCCGGCCUCCUCUUCCCCCUGGCUCUGCUGGGACUCUUGGUAGGACUAGCCGACCUCAGCCAGGGCUCAGCGAGUGAUGACGAGGACUACUACAUGCAGGAGUUGCUCACCAGGGAGCAGUACGCCCGGGUCCAGAUGCCCGAGGGGCCCGAGGGCCACGAGCCGCCCAAGCAAUACGGCAAGAAAGCGGGUAAAGGAAAAGGAGACAGCAGCAGGCAGACAGACAAAUCGUCCAACAAAAAAGCAGACAACAAGAAAGGCAACCAGAAAAGCCCCAACGGAAGCAACGAGGGUGACAGACAACCAACGCGAUAUAAAGGUGUUGAAAUUUUUGGUUUUCAUCUUUCUUCAGAGUGCCCCCCGAUGGGACUGGAGACCCUGAAAAUCGACGACUUUCAGCUUCACGCAUCCACUACUAGACGCUACGGUCUCGGUGCUCACAGGGGUCGUCUCAAUAUACAGGCCGGCCUUUACGAGGACGACCUCUACGACGGGGCCUGGUGCGCCGGCAGGGACGACCCGCUGCAGUGGCUGGAGGUGGACGCCAGGAGGCUGACCAAGUUCACGGGGGUCAUCACACAAGGCCGCAGCUCCCUCUGGUCGAGCGACUGGGUGACCUCUUACAAGGUGAUGGUGAGCAACGACAGCCACACAUGGGUUACAGUGAAGAACGGAUCUGAGGAUAUGAUUUUCAGAGGAAACCGGGAAAAGGAGAUUCCAGUGCGUAAUAUCUUUCCCGCUCCGUUGGUGGCCCGUUACAUUCGAAUCAAUCCUCAGUCGUGGUUUAGCAGCGGCAGCAUCUGCAUGAGGGCGGAGAUUCUCGGAUGUCCUUUGCCAGAUCCGAAUAAUUAUUAUCAUCGCCGCAAUGAGGUUAUAACAACCGACGAGUUGGACUUCAUGCUUCACAGUUACAAAGAAAUGCGGCAGCUCAUGAAGGUGGUCAACGAAAUGUGCCCCAACAUCACUCGCAUCUAUAACAUAGGCAAAAGCCACGGCGGCCUCAAACUGUACGCCAUCGAGAUAUCUGACAACCCUGGCGAGCACGAAGUGGGUGAGCCAGAGUUCCGCUACACGGCCGGUUCCCACGGCAACGAGGUGCUGGGUCGCGAGCUGCUCCUCCUGCUCAUGCAGUUCAUGUGUUUGGAGUACCUGUCGGGGAACCAACGGGUCCGACGCCUGGUGGACGAGACCCGCAUCCACCUGCUGCCAUCCGUUAACCCCGAUGGGUACGAGAAAGCCUUUGAAGUGGGUUCCGAGCUUAGCGGCUGGUCUCUGGGCCGGUGGAGCAACGACGGCAUCGACAUCCACCACAACUUUCCCGACCUCAACUCCAUACUGUGGGAGGCCGAGGCUAAAAAGUGGAUCCCUCGCCGGAUGGCCAAUCACUACGUGUCCGUUCCAGAGUGGUACCAAUCAAAAAACGCCUCGGUUGCCAUAGAGACACGCGCUCUAAUCACCUGGAUGGAAAAGAUCCCCUUUGUGCUGGGCGGCAACCUUCAAGGGGGUGAGCUGGUGGUGACCUUCCCUUACGACAAGACCCGCUCACAGGGCGUGACCCGCGAGCAGACGCCGACGCCUGACGACCACGUGUUCCGCUGGUUGUCCUUCGCUUACGCGUCCACCCACCGCCUCAUGACGGCCGCCAAUCGCAGAGUGUGCCAUCGGGAAGACUUCGCCAAGGAGGACGGGACAAUCAACGGAGCGUCUUGGCAUACGGCGGCAGGCAGCAUGAACGACUUCAGCUAUUUGCACACCAACUGCUUUGAGCUGUCAAUGUACGUGGGUUGUGACAAAUUCCCUCACGAGAGCGAGCUGCCGGAAGAGUGGGAGAACAAUCGCGAGUCUCUUCUCGUCUUCAUGGAGCAGGUGCAUCGUGGGAUUAAAGGCAUGGUGCGGGACCUUCAAGGCAACGGAAUCGCAAACGCCACCAUCGCCGUGGACGGCAUCAGCCACGACAUCCGCACAGCUGCUGACGGGGACUACUGGCGCCUGCUGAACCCGGGAGAGUACCGAGUGACGGCUCGGGCCCCGGGCUACAGCAUGGUGAGCAAGAAAUGCGAAGUGGGCUAUGAGAUGGGGGCCACCCGCUGCGACUUCACGUUGGGACGUACCAAUCUGUCUCGCAUCCGCGAGAUCAUGGAGCGAUUCAACAAGCAACAUGGUAUCAAAGCGCCCACUAGGGCGCUGCAAGCUCGCCGCGCCGGAUGA